This is a messenger RNA of Aspergillus clavatus NRRL 1, 1773 nucleotides long. Its product is annotated as FACT complex subunit POB3. Bases 1 to 1773 code for a protein of 590 amino acids. The record is from RefSeq and is a predicted model, not a curated record. The transcript is spliced from 8 exons. Gene Ontology annotation, cellular component: FACT complex; nucleus. Gene Ontology annotation, molecular function: DNA binding; histone binding; nucleosome binding. Lineage: Eukaryota; Fungi; Ascomycota; Eurotiomycetes; Eurotiales; Aspergillaceae.
AUGAACAUCCACGAUGCAGGUUUUUCAAUGCGGGUAGAAAAUCUGGGAUGUUCAUGGGAGGCAUUUGAUAACAUCUAUCUCGAUCUUUCGAAGCAGCCCGGAAAAUGCAAGCUUGCUGAGAGUGGCUUAGGAUGGCGACCUUCUGGCGGAGGUGAUACCUUCACCCUUGAUAGCAGCAAUAUCGGUGCUGCUCAAUGGAGUCGCGUCGCGAAGGGUUUUGAACUGAAAAUAUUGUCACGCUCGUCGGGCGUUAUCCAAUUAGACGGCUUUGACCAGGAGGACUUCGAACGGUUGAGCAAGGCAUUCAAGAUCUGGUACGGAAUCAACGUCGAGAAUCGCGAGCAUGCGCUUCGAGGUUGGAACUGGGGUAAAGCAGAUUUCACAAAGGCCGAGCUUGUUUUCAACGUCCAGAACCGGCCUGCAUUCGAAAUCCCGUACUCCGAAAUCUCGAACACAAAUCUUGCCGGCAGAAACGAGGUUGCAGUCGAGUUCGCUCUCACAUCCGAUGGUGACGCCAAUCAACCUUCGGGAAGUACAAAGAACCGGGGACGAAAGGCUGCAGCGGGCCCAGAUGAGUUGGUAGAGAUGCGAUUCUACAUCCCAGGAACAGCAGUGAAGACAGAAAAGGGCAUCAAGUCGGAGAAUGAGGAAGAGAACGGAGAAGAGGAGGAAGAAGAAGGCGGCGAGGAACAGAAUGCGGCCAAUCUCUUCUACGAGACUCUCAUGGACAAGGCAGAAAUCGGUGAUGUUGCAGGUGAUACCUUUGCUACAUUCCUUGAUGUUCUUCACCUUACGCCCAGAGGUCGUUUCGAUAUCGAUAUGUACGAGUCGUCCUUCCGGCUGCGCGGCAAAACAUACGAUUACAAGAUCCAGUAUGCCUCGAUUAAGAAGUUUUUCCUGCUGCCUAAGAACGAUGAGCUGCAUACCCUCAUCGUCCUGGGUCUUGAUCCUCCUCUACGGCAAGGACAGACUCGAUAUCCGUUCCUUGUUAUGCAGUUGAAGCUCGAUGAAGAAAUCAGCUUGGAGCUUAACAUGACUGAUGAAUUAUUGGCAUCUCGCUAUAAGGAUAAGUUGGAACCUCGGUACGAAGAGCCGAUUCACCAAGUUGUCACCAAGAUCUUCCGCGGCCUGUCCGGUAAGAAGGUCAUUAUGCCGUCGAAGGAUUUUGUCAGCCAUCAUGGCCACAGUGGAGUCAAAUGCUCUAUCAAGGCCAACGAAGGUCUUCUGUACUUCUUGGAUAAGAGUUUGAUCUUCGUUCCUAAGCCUGCCACAUACGUUCAGAUUGAAAAUAUCGCCGUGAUCACCAUGUCUCGUGUUGGCGGUGCCGUAUCGGCCAGUCGAACUUUCGAUAUCACGGUAAGCUUGAAGUCUGGUAUGGGAGAACACCAGUUCAGCAACAUCAAUCGUGAGGAACAACAACCUCUUGAGGAAUUCUUCAAGGCCAAGAAUAUCCGAUUCAAGAACGAGAUGUCGGACGAUACUUCUGCACUCAUUGCCGCUGCUCUCGACAAUGACGACAUGAUCUCCAGUGAGGAGGAGGGCGUGCGUGCUGACCGUGGAUCUGCGGAUGAGGAUGAAGAGUCCGUCGACGAGGACUUCGAGGCGGAGUCCGAGUCAGAUGUUGCAGAGGAGUUCGACUCUGCGCAUGAAAGCAGCGGCAGCGAUGCGGAGAUGAACGACGCGUCAGACGGUGGUGACAACGACGAUGAGGAGGAUGCGGAUAUGUCGGAGGCGGAGGCGCGGCCGGCGAAAAAAUCGAAGACUGGAAAAUAG